This is a messenger RNA of Zasmidium cellare ATCC 36951, 2373 nucleotides long. RefSeq lists its product as uncharacterized. The record is from RefSeq and is a predicted model, not a curated record. Gene Ontology annotation, molecular function: L-glutamate gamma-semialdehyde dehydrogenase (NAD+) activity; pyrroline-5-carboxylate reductase activity. Lineage: Eukaryota; Fungi; Ascomycota; Dothideomycetes; Mycosphaerellales; Mycosphaerellaceae. Bases 1 to 2373 code for a protein of 790 amino acids. Gene Ontology annotation, cellular component: mitochondrial matrix. The transcript has 3 exons.
AUGAGGAUCCCCGAACCAGAGAAUUUUGAAGGGCACUCUUACGCCCCCGUCUCGCAAGAACGAGAGCUCCUGAAAUCCACUCUCUCCGAACUCGAAAGCAGCUCCAUUCAAAUCCCCUCCAUAAUCAACGGCAAAAGAUUCUUCCAAGGUCCCCAAUCCUCCCAAACCAACCCCUGGAACCACGCCGGUCCUCCAGUAGCCACCUACCACGAAGUCGACCAAGAAACAAUCGCGUCCAAAGCCAUCCCUGGCGCUCUCGCCGCUCGCCAGAAAUGGGCCAACACGCCCUUCCACCACCGCGCAGCGAUCUACAAGCGCGCCGCGAAACUCGUCGAAACCAAGUAUAGAUGGCAACUCAUGGCCGCGACGAUGCUCGGCCAAGGCAAAACCUGCGGACAAGCCGAAGGCGACUGCGUCGCCGAAGUGAUCGACACGCUGAACUUCCACGUCUACUUCUGCGAUCAGAUGUACCAACAGCAACCGCAAAAGCAAUCUGAUGCAGCGUAUAACAAGCUCGACUAUCGACCUCUGGAGGGCUUCGUGCUCGCAAUCUCACCGUUCAAUUUCACGGCUCUGGGCGCGCAUAUUGCGUUUACCCCGGCGCUGCUUGGGAAUGUUGUGUUGUGGAAGCCUUCGCCGAUGGCUGCGUUGGCGAAUUAUAUCCUUUACCUGGUUAUGGAAGAGGCUGAACUGCCGCCGGGGAUGGUUCAGUUCCUGCCGGUAUCGGAUCCGGCUACUGUCGUGGAGCCUGCGCUGGCGAGUCGAGAUUUCUCUGGGUUGCACUACACGGGGUCUUCUGCUGUGCUUCGAAGUCUGUGGGCUCGAAUUGGGACGAACUCGCAUGUUUACAAAACGUUUCCACGUAUAGUCGGCGAGAGUGGUGGGAAGAACUUCCAUCUCGUGCAUAACUCGUGUGCUGAAGAUGUUGACUGGAUUGCUUCGGCGGCCGUUCGCUCAGCGUUCGAAUUCCAGGGGCAAAAGUGCAGCGCCAUGUCUUUGCUCUUCGUGCCACAAUCGAUGUGGACUCGUGGAUAUUUGAAAAAAGCGAUCCUCAGAGAACCAGCGAAAUUCACACAUGGCGACAAUGUCAAGCAGCUACACCACCCGCUCGGACCGAUCGUGUCGAAAGCCGCGCUUGAAAGAUUCCGCUCGGCCGUCGCCAGCGCUCAGCAGGAAGGCCACGCUCUCCUCUUCGGCGGCAAGAUCGACGAUGCGAAAGGCUUCUUCGUCCAACCCGCCAUCUUCGAAAUCAAACACAGCCAGGAAAACCUGCAAUCGGACUUGAUAACAAAAGAGCUCUUCGGGCCCCUCUUCUCCAUACAGACAUACGACGACUCGUUCCCAGAAGGAUUCGAAAACGUCUGCAAGCAAAUCGAUACCCUCUCAGAAUACGGCCUCGCAGGAUCCAUUUUCGCCAGAGACAGAGAGGCAGUGCAGACUGCGGACUUGCUUCUGAGAGAUUCCGUCGGCAUGUUCUGCAUCAACGACAAAUGCACCGGAGCCGUCAUUGGGGCGCAUACGUUCGGCGGAGCGAGAUCGAGCGGGACGAACGAUAAAGCCAACUCCGCGAAUGUGCUGCUCAGGUUUUCGAGCAUUCGGUGUGUCAAGGAUUCCGCCACAGUCGGCACUCACGCCUCUCAGGAACGGCUCCAAGAUGAACUCAACAGCAAUACCUCUACCCCAAAAGUCGAAAUCCUCCCCUCCCAACAAAACGUCCAGGCCAUCCAAACCGCCGACGUCGUGAUCCUCGCCAUCAAACCCAUAAAACGAGAAGCCGUCUUCUCCGCCCCAGGACUCCGCGAAUCGAUGCGCGGCAAACUAAUCAUAAGCAUCAUGGCAGGCAUCACAACUGCGGAAAUCAAACGUCUAGCAGGGUCACAAGACGACGGAAGCAGUCCAUUGCAAGUCGUCCGCGUGAUGCCCAAUAUGGCCGCUACGAUCCGCGAAGCUGUGUCGCUUUGUACGGCCGAUUUUUCCACGCUCACGGAGCGGAAUCUGCAUAUCGCGACGUGGAUUUUCGAGCAGGUCGGCCGGGUGCAGUUCGUCGCGGAGAGCACAUUCGAUAUUUCCGCCGUGCUGGUAGGAUGUGCGGGUUCUUUGCUCUUGCUGGCCAUCGACGGGCUUCUCGACGCUGCCGUGGCGGAGGGGAUCAAACGACCUGAAGCCCAGGAGUUCGUUGUGGAUAGUGCGAUUGGGAUGUUGAAGUUGGUGCCGGCGGGCAAUCACCCGAGCGCGUUGAGGGAGAGGAUUGCGUCGCCGGGGGGUUGUUCGAUACGGGCGUUCUUCGAGCUCGAGAAGAGGGGGGUGAGGUCGGCGUUUACGGAUGCUAUUAUGGUUGCGGCGGAGAGGUCGAGGGGGAUGUCGAAGUCAUAG